CUUUGUGAGCCUAACAGAGUUGAUUCGUGCGCGAGUAUGUCGAUUAUUAUAUAUUUCUCCUGCGUUUCGGCAAAUUUAGAGCGCAACGUUAAUCGGAAUGCAUGAUAUUUGAGUAUAUGCUUUGGAAUAUGUGGUAUUUGAAAAUGAGCGUGUUGUGCGAACGUGAAUGCACGAAAUUUGGUUAGAUAGAAAACAUCUCGGAUUCAUAGAAAUAGAGAUUUGUCGCAGGUUAGGUUUUUCUAGACGCGAUCAGUUGUUUUCGUUAGUCGUCUUUGACCUUCCGAAUCCGACGGAUGUAAUAAAGUGAGUUUACGCGCGACGAUGUCGAUCAUCAUAUAUUUCUUUCACAUUUCGGCGGAUUUACGGCACAACGUUAAUCGAAAUAUAUGAUAUUUCAAGUUUUCGGUAACGGACGUGUAUGGUAUCCGCGAUAGGCCUUACUGCGGAAAUUAUCGCGAUAAGAAUUUCCGCGGAAACUUCUAUUAUACGUGUAGAAAACCGUCGCGAAAUAUCGAUACUUCGUGCCGCAUUGAUGUUUACGUUUGAAAAUUAAGAGUCGUGCCGUGUUGAUAUUUACUUUCGAGAAUUAAGAAUUGCGGGAAUGCUCGUGCGAAGAAUUUACUUCGAAAUCGCGGUUGCAUUCUUAUAAUCGCCGUCGCGUUUGAUCACGAGUGUGUAUGAAAUAUAAAACAACUUGAAUAUGAAUUUGGACCGAGGAUUGAGGAUUCAUACUGCGGUCGCCGGCUGACGAGGUUAGACAGCGUUAAAUCUCGAUUUACCUGACGAUUGACUGCUGCGAUAGACGUCACGUGCAGCUGCAAACAGUUAGUCAUUCCAAGUCGUCUCGAGGUGAUCGUGCUUCCUGAGAUCGUGGUAGUCCUGUUACGGCAAUUUCACGGGCAGCCCACCCGGUACACCGUUUUGGUGCAUCGCGCCGGACAAAGGACAGGCCGGAGGACCGUGGGGAAGCAUCGACGCGCAGAUGGACUUCGACGAGAGCAAUGUACCCCGCAUGGAAAAAGCGCAGCCUCUACUGCGAGCGGUAUCGACAGCGUACGAAGACAUGUAACGUACAGAUGCGGCCUCGUUGCUGAUCCGAUCAGGACGAACGUUGCCGACGACGAGAAAAGCGGAGGCAAGACGCGCCACGAGGAGAGAUCGGUGAGAGAGACAGAGACGAGAGGAGAAACAGGUAGAGAAGAGAGCGUAGGAGGAAGCGCGUGGCGAACCGAGGAGGAGGAGGAGGAAAAUACGUUCCCUGGACGAACAGAAGCCGCAUCACGUCCGAUCAUGACGCAGCAAAGCGGCGCUGGGUCACCCCAGCAGUUCUGCCUGCGCUGGAACAACUAUCAGACUAAUCUGACCAAUGUCUUCGACCAGCUCCUACAGAGCGAGAGCUUCGUGGACGUGACCCUGGCCUGCGACGGGCACAGCGUCAAGGCGCACAAGAUGGUCCUGUCAGCUUGCAGUCCGUACUUCCAGGCUCUGUUCUUCGACAAUCCCUGCCAGCACCCGAUUGUCAUCAUGAAGGACAUUAAGUGGCCGGAGCUGAAAGCUGCGGUCGAAUUCAUGUACAAGGGCGAGAUUAACGUCUCUCAGGAGCAGAUCGGGCCGCUACUCAAGGUCGCAGAGAGCUUGAAAAUCCGCGGCCUCGCGGACGUCAAUAGCGAACAGGAGCUGACGUCUCGACCGAGCCUGGAGGAAGCCGCGACCGCGGCAAUGCAGCGGAAGAAGCGCCGCCGGAUGUCCGGCGAGCGCUCGCCGUCCGGCAACAGUCCGGAUCGCGUCGGCUCCGGCAGUAUCGUCGACGACCAGGACGUGAUCGGCAAUGUCAUCGUGCCGGAGAUACACAACAUGGUGCCGCCGACCGCCAGUUCGACACCGAGAUCUAUGGGUUCGCCUAGCACGCCCAGCAUCUCCGUCACCCCGCAAAUAAAUCUGCAGGAGCUUCCGGUCUCCCUGCCCUUACCGCCACCGCCGCCGCCACCGCCGCAAGGACAGCAGAGCUCGCAUCCCCUGCCGACCCACCACGUGUCCGGCCACGUGACUUCCGGUCCGCACGCGCCCGUCAACCACCUAGGCGCCCACGGCCAGCAGCUCAGCGUGCAGCAGCAGCAGCAACAGCAGCAGCAGCAGCAGCAGCAACAGCAGGCACCGCAUCAUCAGCAGGGCGCCGGCGGUCAGCCCGGCACCGGCGACGACCUGGAGAUCAAGCCCGGCAUCGCGGAGAUGAUACGGGAGGAGGAAAGGGCCAAGUUGUUGGAGUCGUCCCACGCUUGGCUCGGCGCCUCCACCUCCAGUAUAGCAGCAGACAGCUACCAGUAUCAACUGCAGUCCAUGUGGCAGAAGUGCUGGAACACCAACCAGAGCCUGGUGCACAAUCUGCGCUUCCGGGAACGCGGACCCCUCAAGUCCUGGCGACCUGAAACAAUGGCAGAGGCGAUCUUUAGCGUGCUGAAGGAAGGACUUUCUCUCAGUCAAGCGGCAAGAAAAUACGACAUCCCCUACCCGACGUUCGUCCUGUACGCGAAUCGCGUGCACAACAUGCUGGGUCCUAGCGCCGACGGCGGGGCCGAUUUGCGCCCGAAGGGGAGAGGACGACCGCAGAGGAUCCUGCUGGGCGUCUGGCCGGACGAGCACAUCCGCGGUGUGAUUCGCGCGGUGGUAUUCCGCGACGGGCACUCACCCCACAUCGUCAAGGAGGAGCCGACCACCAUGUACCCCAGCCUGGCGAACUACGCCUGCAACGGUCCGGAAGGUGCGGUCAGCCCGGGUGCGGCGGCCGCAGCCGCGGUCGCAGCGGUCGCUCAAGGUCUACGACACCAAAUGUGCAGUAUGGUAGCGGCGGCACACUCGCAACAGCACGAUAUGAUGGCGACGAAUCUAUCGACGAGCCUGUCCACCAACCUAUCGUCGAACCUGCAGGCGGCAAUGCAGGCGAGCCAGCAUCACAACAACAACAACACGAGCGGCAGUAAUGCGAGUCUUGCCGGCAGCGCCGGUGGCAACAACAACGGCAAUUCCCCGUUGAAUCUCGGCCUGGCGAGCCCAGGCUCGGGCGGCCCGCCCGAGAGCCCGAUGGAGAGUCCCCUAGCGAGCCCGCUGGGCCCGCUGAUGGAUCCGGCGGGCCAUAUACCCAGCAGCGUGGAGGUCGGCAUCGGCGUGAGCGGCAUGACGUACAAGCCGGCGCGGAGCUUCGUCAGUCCGCGCCCGGAGACUCUCUUCCAGGAGGACAUCGCCGACCUGGUGAAGAGUCCCCACGGUCUCAAGGACAAGGACAAGAUCCCGGUGAAGCUCGAGCCGCUCACGGAUUCACGCUGCGAAUAGUAAGCCAUCCACGGUGGCUGUCGCGAAACGAGGAGGAGGUACGACGCCGUUGCCUCUGCAGGAUCGCCGCAGGCCGAGGUGGCAGGACGAGGAGCGCCGAUGAUCCUGACGAGGACCUCUCUCUUCGAGAUUGUCAGGCCUACCGAUCGGUAGGCAAGAGGGUCGGCUUCGACGCUUCCCGCGGAAAUUCGACCUUCGUCUGAUUCGCGACACCUCACCUCCUUGCGGCAGUUUAUAGUAUAUAACCGCAUACACGCGAUUCUGAACAUUGUACGCGAGCGCGACGUACUGUGCAUACGAGUAUGUUAGAGGGAUGUUCGAGAGAGAGAGAGAGAGAGAGAGAGAGAGAGAGAGAGAAGAGAGAGAGAGAAGAGAGAGAGAGGCUUACAAUCAAAAGAAAUAAAAAAAAAUUGACAGAGACACACAGAGUGUGAAGGAGACGACAAGCGAGCGUCGAGAAUUUCUCGCCUGGCUCAGCUUCGGGGAAGGACGAUCGAGCGAUAGCGGCUCGUCCUAGAUGAGGGAUCGUUCGAUCGAUCCUUCGGCAGCAGGGAAGAAGAAACGCAGAGAGACGAAAAAGAGAGUAACACCUUCUUCUAGCAAACGUACUAUAGCUAUUGGGUCGCCGGCGCCUCGCGAGCGCGCCGCGCCACCUUUUUCCAAUCUAGAUAGUCGUGUCAUCGUCGUGUCGUACAGACUAUGUACAUGUAAUAAAGGUAAAAACCUACACGUCACACUUCCACACGAAGCACACACGUAUGGACGUACAUACAUACACACACAAAUACACGGUCACACACAAGGUACAUACUCGAAAUUUAUACCUACGCAUAUACGAUAACUGUACUUUUAAUGCCAAAUGUAUAAUAACUCGUAAGGAGUCGCCUACUGCCGAAUGAUGGAUUACUCGAGACGGAGUAUCGACGAGAAAGUAAGCCGCCUCGAACAGGACUUAUACAUUAUACUAUCCUUACACAACGUGUCAUGGAUCAGUUUGUACAUUGUGAUUUUUAGUUAUCGCAAGAAUUCGCUUUGAAUUAUGUUAAGAAAGUAAAACUUUAUUAACAGUAUUGUGAAAGUAAUAGAUUAUAGAAUUUGUAAAUCUAUAUUUUUUUCUAUUCCUGUAAAUUAUUUUGAGAACAAAGUGUUGUUUUUAAAAAAUAGAUCUGGUUUUAAGUUAAGCGCUCCGGAUAGGUAAAUUGCUUUGAAAAGCCAAGUACAUCAAGUAUCUUAAUAGUAAUGAAAGCAAGAGCAUCUUGCGCGCGGUAAAUUUUACUAUGAAUCUCUCUUACAAUGAAACGGGAAAUCUCAAUUUUUGUCCGCGACACUUUGUGCAAGAGCGUUAUCUUUUUAACGCCAGGCAGUAAGCGACAUCACCGAUCUAAGCUCGAUAAGUAAGGGAGAUGUACAAAAUUCAUUAUGACUGUCUACCAAGCAAGCAAACGAGCAAAAAGAAAAAAAAAUUAGUGAAAGAGAGAAAAAGCGAAAGAGGGAAAAAGGUACGACAAAGUAUUUAGAGAUGGAGAAAACAAAUUCAACGGCUUAUAAAGCGAGCACACUCUAGGCCGAGAUGAUCGCUGUAACGUUAUUAAGUAUAAUGAUUGCCUUCCUGCCAUAUUUGGGGUAUGCCAAGUAUAAAAAUUAUAAGGUUUAGGGAUUAGGGGACGAGAAACUGUGGCUCGACACGACGACCGUGUCGAAAUUUCGGUGAGUUCGGCGACCACGAAUGCGUGUAUCGGUGCGAGAUUGCGAACCUGAAUACGAGCCUGAAUGCGAGCCUGAAUGUGAGUGCGAACGCGAUAGUAUAAAUGGCAGAGCGGGUGGACUGGGGAAAGCCCUCAGUGUGGUGCAUGCUCUUUUUUUGAAAGAUCGUGCUAUUUUUCAAAAUUUUACACGUCGCGCGUGAUUCCGCGAAGGGACCCCGGGUCCUUCGACAAUCGAAGAACGAGUCGUGCCGACCAGUUAAAGUAAAGUAUUUUAAUACCGAGCAAAAUUAUGGAUAAGUAGAAUUUGCCGAAUUUUGUAACUGAUCGUCUGUGCUAAAUUCGGUUCUAAAACUUCAUACUUGAUUAUCGUCAAGUAUCACCUUUCAAUCCUGUUAAUAUGGAGAUUCUUAUUUGAUCAACGUUACUAUAAAUGAGCGGGAUAUUUUUCAUAUUAAUCCUAAAUAUAUCUGUUGCAAAAACGAAUUUUCUGGGGAUUCUAAAUGUCGACACGCUGGUUCGGAAGAGAGAGAGAGAAAGAGAGCGUGUAUGUGUGUGUGAAAGUGAGAGAAAGAAAGAGUAUGAAAGAAUGAGAGAGAAAGAGACUCCUUGUAAGUGUAAAAAGUAAACAAAAAAAAAUUCGAAGUGGCCUUCGGUGAAAGGGAAAGAUCAUCGCUUUUCGCUUUUGCUCGUAUGAGGCUUUUGGCGAAAUGAGCCAUCCGUGUUAUCCGUUUGUCUGGGAAACUUUACGGAAGAGAGGGUAAAAAAAUCGUUGAAGGAAAAAAAUUGAUUCUCGCGCCACGCUCAUGCAGCCAGGAGAUUUCUAAUAAAAAAAAAAAGAAAACGGAAGAAGGGAAGGGAAAAGAGGAUCGCGCGUUCGUAGCACGUAUCGGGGCGAUUAGAAAACGAAACAUCGGGCAUGCCAAAAAUAAAAAAAAAAUGUAAUACGUUAUUCUUGAUACAAGCGAUUUUUUGUGCGAAAAUACGACGGCGUCGCGAGGCGAUGUGAACGGCGAGUUAUUAGUAUACGCGUUGCGAUAUUUCGAUCGACCACGUUUUUCAUUUCGGCGAGAAUCGGAAAGUGCGAAUUCUAUUUACCAUUUAGGCAUAAUGUGUUCAAACGUAAAUUCGCGCGAGACGUGCGGCGGCAAAACAAAAAAUAAAGAAGGGUUACGCGAACGGCGGGGUAAAAUUUAGUGGAGACGCGCAGCCCGAGUCGCGAAAAAUUCAGAUGCGAGAGAGAAAGAGAGAGAGAGAGAAAGAGAGAGAGAAAGAAAGGAGAGAAAGAGAGGUCGCGAGAGCGUGGGGAAGAGAGAGCGAAUGCGGAAGAGUUUAAAAUUUAAAUAUUGUAUAAAAAGAAAAAAGUAGUAAGUGCCUUCCAAAAAAAAAUUUUAAGUGUCCCGUAGACCGUGACCACUUGACUAAGCGACGAGAAAAGUCAUUCGAAAUUCUGCUGAAUGCAUUAUUACGUGAGAUCAUGUUUGUAGAUGCGUUGCGUAAUACCGACUCGCUCCGUUCUCCUUGAAUCGAUACUUCUGUUGAUUAUUUUUAUCUUUAAAUAAAUCAAAUCUGUGACGUGUGUAAUAUCACGCUUUGAUGUCGAUAUGCAAAUCUUCACCUUUUCAAUGUGCAAAUUUUUGGAUUAUUCUCAAAUUGCCCGCCAAAAUAUUCGCUCCUUGAAGUUUCUCAAAAAUGGCAAACUCGCGAUAAACUUUUAAUUAUACUUGGUUAACCGACGAACUGUCCUACAUGUCGAAUACGCAAUGUAUAUACGAACUCGGUGUGCGUGUCAGAAUGAAUGUCCGAAGCAACAAACUACCCGACAAAAUUUGUGUUUUGGAUCAAUCCACACAGGUAAUACCCUGAAUGGCAUAUUCUCGAGAUGUUUUCCUUUUUGGUUUCCCGGCAAAGCAAAUAAAGUCGAACGUACUUUAGAGAUAGGGGGAAAGAGCGUAAAAAAAUGAAAGAGGAACAGCUGACCGACAGAACGGAGAACGGCUAUUUCGAGAGGACCCUUUCGUUUCCACAUUUUGAUAUAUACAUAUAUGUAUCUGUGAACAGAUGGUGAAAAAAAGAAUACCUAUAUUACAUACCUAAGACGUAAGUGAACAAAAAAAGCAUCUAAUACGCUAUUAUUGAUAUAGAACACAAAGUGAAUAUAUAUAUGAGAAAAAAAGUAUAUUAUAUAUAUAUAAAUAUAUAUAAAUAAAAAUUGAUAUAUUGACGCUGUAGGAUUAUACUGAGGCUGAGUGCGUUUAUUGCGAAAGAGAGAAAGAGAGAGAGAGCGAGAGUGAGAGAGAUGAAGCGAGAUAAAAAAAAACAAGAGGCCGCGGUUCUUUUUUCCGAACGUCGUCGAGGACGAAACAAAAGUUCACGGGCAGAGUUUUGCGCUAGGCGAACUAAAGGCUGAUGGCUUUAGAGUCGAGAAGACAAAGUAGCUCGUAGGAUUUUUAUCGGGCCGACAAAAAAGAAUAAACGUGCGUGACUCUGGCGCUACCUUAGAGCCAAUUCUGUUUCAACUUGCGGACGCGUAUCCCGUUUAUCGAUAGACGCACCGACUGCACAUUUUACUUUUCUUCCACUUCAGCAAAUCACGCCGCAGGCUUUGCACUAAAUCGAAAUCUAAUUUCAUAAAUUUUAUAAUACUUUUGUCCGUAUAAUUAAGUAAUUAAAAUUAAACAGAUAUAUAUAUUUUAAAACGUAAAAAAAUUUAGCAGCUAAAAAUAUCUAGAGUGAGACUAUCGAUAACGCGGGACAGGCGAUCCGGCGGUUUCAGAUCACACGCAUGCAGAAAUCGAUCGGCGAGAGCUUUCGUUCCACGCACGUGUAAAAUCUUUCCUUUGAUCGUCGUUAUUGCCGCGGUAUUGAGUGGUAAGGAAAAAAAAAAA
This is a messenger RNA of Linepithema humile (Argentine ant), 7918 nucleotides long. Its product is annotated as protein bric-a-brac 1-like. Gene Ontology annotation, molecular function: DNA binding; protein binding. Gene Ontology annotation, cellular component: nucleus. Lineage: Eukaryota; Metazoa; Arthropoda; Insecta; Hymenoptera; Formicidae. The record is from RefSeq and is a predicted model, not a curated record. Gene Ontology annotation, biological process: regulation of transcription by RNA polymerase II.